CGGAAGCACCAAACUGAAUAUCUUUGCUAGUACUGGCUGCCGGUGGUUUUGUUUACAGAAGUUAUGAUGUUUAUGUUUGCAGUGAGCGGUCGUGUAAACUCUGAAAAAGUUUAUUUGUUGUUGUUUUAACGGCUUGUAAAUAGAACUGACAAAAAUGGCUGCAGAAGGACAUAUUUCAGCAAUCAUCAACGAAAUAUUGAAAGUGGACAUGAUGGAGGAAGCAUUCAGCUGUUGCUUAGUGCAUCGACCUGAAUAUGAGGCUGCAAAAAUACAAACUUUUCAACAGGAGCUGCAAACAACUUUGACAGGGCUGCCUGCAGAACAGGUGGAGGCAGCUGUAAAGCUAUAUCUUGUGACAGCAGCUGGAAUGACCAAUCACAGCCGCUUGAAACUGCUUCUCUCUCUUCUUGAGAAUCUUGUCACAAGUAAUGUCCUUCCAGCAAGGAUGGUUUGUGAAUGCAUAUUAAGCUGUGAGAAACUGCAGUAUCAGCUUGGCGAUUUUUGGGUUGAGUGUUUCAGCUUAAUUCGUCGCAUUAUUGGUGGUGUCGAUUACAAGGGUGUUCGAGAGAUUAUGAAGGGUUGUCGUGAAAAGGCUCAGACAAUUCCACCAUUCCUGAAGGCAUCCGUCGUACCACAGUUGACAGCAUUAGAAAAUGUCAUCAAUUAUAUUUUUGAUAGAAAUGCUUGUCUCUUACCAGGAUACUUCAUUGUUAAUGAAAUCCAAAAAGCAUAUCCAGAAAACAAGAACUGGCCACAUUGGAAACUGGCUCAUCUGCUUUCAAGUUUUGUGGAAAGCUUCCAUCCAACUGCCCAAAUGGUAUCCAUUAUAGGACAUUCCAAAAUGUUACCUGUAGUGGAACACUCAGGAUACGCUGACCAUCUGAUAAACCCAUGGAAACUAGAUCCUGCUACACUUAAAUUUACUUUAAAAGGAAAUUUACCUUAUGACAAAGAACUUUUGGAACCUCAGACAGGACUCUUACGUUACGUAUUGGAGCAACCUUAUUCCAGAGACAUGGUGUGCUCUAUGCUUGGGUUGCAGAAGCAGCAUAAGCAGAGAUGUGUGGCACUGGAAGAACAACUUGUGGAGCUCGUGAUCCUAGCUAUGGAACGCUCAGAGACAGAGACAGACACUGAUGAGGCAUCCAACAACCGUUGGCUCUGGCUGCAUUUGUCAAGUCAGCUUAUAUACUUUGUACUCUUCCAAUUUGCUACAUUCACUAAUAUUGUUAUGGCAUUACAUGACAAGCUUGCUGGUCGUGAUUUGAGGAGAGGUCGUGACCAUCUUAUGUGGGUUCUUCUGCAGUUUAUCUCAGGCAGCAUCCAAAGGAAUCCUCUAAAUAACUUUUUACCUGUGCUGAAGCUUUAUGAUCUGCUUUACCCUGAGAAAGAGUCAUUACCAGUCCCAGAUUUCAAUAAGGCCAUUUGCACACAUCAGAUGGCAGUGACAUGUAUCUGGAUACACCUGCUGAAGAAGGCUCAGUCUGAUCACCUUGAUAUCCAGAGACCAAUACCAAAUGCAUUGAAGGUUCAUCAUGAGUUCCUGCAACACUUGGUAAUGCCAAGCAAUUCAGGCUUGUGCAUGGGCUCCGAUUACCGCAUUGCUCUACUCUGCAAUGCAUACUCCACAAACCAGGAAUAUUUUUCACGGCCAAUGGCAGCCCUAGUAGAGACGAUCCUGGGCACUCAGAAGGGGCCACAACAGGCUCCUUUGCUUCCAAUGUCCAACAAUGCAGCUCUAGCAAGUGGACCCACAACUCCAUUGUCCAUGUCGAUUCUUGACUCCCUUACUGUGCACUCCAAGAUGAGCCUCAUCCACAGUAUUGUCACUCAUGUAAUCAAGCUGGCCCAAGCAAAGUCAAAUCUGGCACUUGCUCCUGCACUUGUUGAGACCUAUAGUCGGCUGCUGGUAUACACAGAAAUAGAAUCACUUGGCAUCAAAGGAUUUAUUAGUCAGUUGCUGCCCACUGUUUUUAAAUCACAUGCUUGGGGAAUUUUGUAUACUCUAUUGGAGAUGUUCAGUUAUCGUAUGCAUCACAUCCAGCCUCAUUACCGUGUUCAGCUGCUGUCUCAUCUGCAUAGCCUCGCUGCUGUACCUCAGACGAAUCAAACUCAGCUUCAUCUCUGUGUUGAGAGCACAGCACUUCGAUUAAUCACUGGCCUAGGCAGUGCGGAAGUCCAGCCACAGUUGUCUCGCUUUCUUAGUGAACCUAAAACACUGGUGUCUGCAGAAUCAGAGGAACUAAAUCGUGCCCUGGUUCUCACAUUGGCUCGCUCCAUGCAUGUCACAGGAACAGGAUCAGAGACGUUAUCUGGUACUUGGUGCAAAGAUAUUCUGAAUACCAUAAUACAGAAUACUUCGCACACUUGGGCCAACCAUACACUACAGUGCUUCCCGCCGGUGCUGAAUGAAUUUUUCCAGCAAAAUAAUGCACCCCUGGAAAACAAGCCGUUACUAAAGAAAGCUGUUGAGGAAGAGUAUAGAAAUUGGACAUCAAUGAAUAAUGAAAAUGACAUUAUUGCUCAUUUUUCUGUGCCGGGAACUCCUACUCUUUUUCUUUGUCUUCUUUGGAAGAUGAUAUUAGAGACAGAUCGUAUUAGCACAAUUGCAUACAAGAUACUAGAGCGAAUUGGCGCAAGAGCACUGUCAGCACACAUUCGUAAAUUUUGUGAUUACCUCGUCUAUGAGUUUGCUAACUCAGGAGGUGGCCAGCAUGUGAAUAAGUGUGUUGACGCCAUCAAUGACAUGAUAUGGAAGUACAACAUCGUUACAAUUGAUCGGCUCGUUCUUUGUUUGGCUCUGCGCACCCAGGAGGGAAAUGAGGCUCAGGUCUGUUUUUUUAUCAUUCAACUUUUGCUGCUGAAAGCUGCAGAGCUCCGCAACAGGGUUUCAGAGUUUGUCAAAGAAAAUUCUCCAGAACAUUGGAAGCAAUCAAAUUGGCAUGAGAAGCACCUAGCAUUUCAUCGAAAAUAUCCAGAAAAAUUUGCACCAGAAGGAAUUCUGGAGCAAACAGGAGGACCAUCAUCACCAUAUCAUUCCUUACCUGUUUAUUUUGGCAAUGUUUGUCUAAGAUUCCUGCCAGUGUUUGAUAUUCUUAUUCAUAGAUUUUUGGAACUUCCACCAGUUUCAAAAUCACUAGAGACAUUACUUGAACAUCUGGGCUGCCUGUACAAAUUUCAUGAUCGUCCAGUGACAUACCUGUAUAACACACUGCACUAUUAUGAACGGAAAUUGCGUGACCGACCAUUGUUGAAGAGGAAGCUCGUGUCAGCAGUCCUGGGCUCACUUCGAGAUAUCCGUCCUCCUGGAUGGAGCUUGUCCGAUGCUUACCAGACCUAUAUGUUCACCUGGCAGCCAGAUGAUGCCAGCUGGGUACCAGAGCUCGACUAUUACAUUCGAUUAGUUCGGCGCAUUGUUGACACAAUGUCAGGAAAAUCACAGUUUCCAUCAACAGAUUGGAGAUUUAAUGAAUUUCCAAAUCCAGCAGCACAUGCUCUCUAUGUCACUUGUGUAGAACUAAUGGCUGUCCCUGUAACUCCUACAAUGGUGGGAAACAACCUUCUGGAUGUUGUUGCCAAAGGCUAUACAGUGAUUCCCCCAAGCCAAAUUCAUUUGUGGGUCAACUCUAUUGGUCUCAUCAUGGCUGCACUUCCCGAUUCAUACUGGUGCGUUCUGCAUGAACGCCUGGUGCAAGUGAUAAGUUGCCCACAGUUGGCACAUUGGACAUAUCGCAGCUCUCCAUUCCAGAUUUUUAAAUUUGUUGCUACCCAUGAUGCUCUCCUAGAAAACAAAUUUUCAUACACUCUUGCACUGGCACAUUCAAUGUGGCAUCAUGCUGGUGUUGGUCAGAUUACAACUGUUCCACAGUUUGUGAAAGAGCAGAUACGGCCACUUGUCCAAAGUGAAGCACAGUUGCUCUUUUUGUGCCAUUUGGUGGGCCCAUUUCUACAAAGACUGAACACAGAUCGUCCACGUUGUGUGUUGGACCUUACGCUUGAGCUCUAUGAAUUAUUGGAACAAGUGGACAGGAAUUCACCAACUCUGCAGUAUAUGGAUCCUAUCUGUGACCUUCUGUAUCAUAUAAAGUACAUGUUCGUUGGUGAUACAAUGAAGAAUGAAGUAGAGUGUAUUAUUCGAAGAUUGAGGCCUGCUCUUCAAAUGCGACUCAGGUUCAUUGCGCAUUUAAAUAUAGAAGAAAUAAAUGCCUCUUGAGAAAGUCUGCAUCCUGCUGCUCCACCACCCACCCACUCUGUAGGGGCAGCAGGAUCAUCAGUUUCUGUCGGUACUGAUGUGUGUAUGUGAAAUACACAACGGAAAACUGAAGCGCUCUUGCAUGUCAAAAGUAGUGCAAAUGCUUUCAGGCCAGAAGUACAAACCUCAGAAAAUGUUUCAUAUAUAAUACAAAAUGAGAAAUGAUGUGUACAAAUAAAUAAAUUAAGUCCAGUAACAAUUUGCCAAAGCAUGACAACUCAAACUCUUCUGAUUAAAUGGACUCCAGGAAAUGACUCUCAAGGAAGGUGCUAUGUAAAAUAGUUUCUUCUUCUAUAAAUGUUGUCAUGUUUACAAUAAAUGAAACUUGUUAUGUCUGUAAGUCAUCCAUAAAAACAUGUUAUAAAGACUGAAAGUUUAAAACAACUUUGCAAUAUGAGUGUCAAGGUUACCGUUGAUGGUACCAACUGAAAUGUGGCAGCGAUGGUGAAAAUAUGCAUCUUCAUUACAUUCCUUUCAUAAAUUAUUUUAUGGUCAUCAUCAUUUUAUCCAUAUUUUUAUGCCAGUCAGUAGCUUAUCAUUGUGGAUCAAGAGAGCUGAAACGAAUCAUUGUAAAGAGUGAUGGUGCUACAGUAUACCUUAAAAAAAUAAUAUAUGUACAGAUUGAUACAACACAGUAAUGUAAAAUCUCAGUCAGAAUAUGAAGAGCAGUAUGAGAAGAAAAUAGCCACUCACAGUUUAAGGAAGUGUUGAGAAAUUGACAGACUCCCAAGUGACUCUCUUUUCUCAUAUUGUACUUUGACUGGAUGUACAUACUUCCUUCUGUAUGAAAUUUAUACCUGACAACUAUUGUGAAUAAAUUUUUUUAAAAUA
This is a messenger RNA of Schistocerca nitens (vagrant locust), 5083 nucleotides long. It is a transcript of the gene MED23, whose product is annotated as mediator of RNA polymerase II transcription subunit 23. The record is from RefSeq and is a predicted model, not a curated record. Gene Ontology annotation, biological process: positive regulation of gene expression; regulation of transcription by RNA polymerase II. The transcript is spliced from 23 exons. NCBI's taxonomy places the organism in Eukaryota, Metazoa, Arthropoda, Insecta, Orthoptera, Acrididae. Gene Ontology annotation, cellular component: transcription regulator complex; mediator complex. The coding region runs from base 155 to 4213 and encodes 1352 amino acids.